AUGGUAGAGGAGAACACCAGAGUGGCAGCUGAGGGGUCGUCUAAAAUGAGCAAAUGUGUGUUGUCACACUCCAUCGCAGAAAUACUGAGGAAGCCAUGUAGGCAGAUCGACCAGCAACAGCUGACUGAGAAAGAGAACGGCGGACCCGACACAGAAGAAGGGAAAAAGAUGGAUGUUGACUCACAGAUACCCAGCAAAUCCACAGGGGGCCAUUGUAACAGGGUGAGCCGGCGUCGGGUGCGUACGGCCUUCACGGCGGCCCAGCUGGAGAUGCUGGAGAAGGCCUUCCAGAAGACUCCCUACCCUGACGUCUACACCAGGGACAAGCUCGCCUCCAGCACGCAGCUCUCCGACGGCAAAGUUCAGAUAUGGUUUCAGAACCGCCGAGCAAAAUGGAGGAAGGCUGAGGCCCAAUUCAAGACCAACCAUGUUCCUACAUUACUGAGUGAGAAUGUGCCUCAUCUCUCUCCCUUCACUGGACAUGGUCAUCAGCUGUUUCACCAUCCCCUGCCACAAAACCACUUCCUGUUUGAACCAUCAUCGCCGCCUCUGAUUAGCUCAUCCAUGUGUACGUCACCAAGGUUUCUCCCCUAUCCACCAUCAAGCUUGUUCCUGCCCCAUGCUCAGUGA
Molecule: messenger RNA, 630 nt
Organism: Engraulis encrasicolus (European anchovy)
Lineage: Eukaryota; Metazoa; Chordata; Actinopteri; Clupeiformes; Engraulidae
Product: homeobox protein aristaless-like 4
Exons: 5
Coding region: 1-630 (209 amino acids)
Biological process (GO): regulation of transcription by RNA polymerase II
Molecular function (GO): RNA polymerase II transcription regulatory region sequence-specific DNA binding; DNA-binding transcription factor activity, RNA polymerase II-specific
Source: RefSeq, a predicted model, not a curated record